Messenger RNA from Cinclus cinclus, 688 nucleotides. It is a transcript of the gene ARL8A, whose product is annotated as ADP ribosylation factor like GTPase 8A. Gene Ontology annotation, cellular component: lysosomal membrane. Bases 22 to 582 code for a protein of 186 amino acids. Gene Ontology annotation, molecular function: GTP binding; GTPase activity. The record is from RefSeq and is a predicted model, not a curated record. Gene Ontology annotation, biological process: anterograde axonal transport; protein transport. NCBI's taxonomy places the organism in Eukaryota, Metazoa, Chordata, Aves, Passeriformes, Cinclidae. The transcript is spliced from 7 exons.
GCGGCCCGGCCCGCCGGCACCAUGCUGGCGCUCUUCAACAAGCUGCUGGACUGGUUCCGGGCGCUGUUCUGGAAGGAGGAGAUGGAGCUGACCCUGGUGGGGCUGCAGUACUCGGGCAAGACCACCUUCGUCAACGUUAUCGCGUCAGGACAGUUCAAUGAAGACAUGAUCCCAACAGUGGGUUUUAACAUGAGGAAGAUCACCAAAGGGAAUGUUACCAUAAAGCUCUGGGACAUCGGCGGGCAGCCACGGUUCCGCAGCAUGUGGGAGCGAUACUGCCGUGGAGUGAGUGCCAUCGUGUACAUGGUGGAUGCUGCUGACCAGGAGAAGAUAGAAGCCUCUAAGAACGAACUGCACAACCUGCUUGACAAGCCGCAGCUCCAGGGCAUCCCGGUCCUCGUUCUGGGGAACAAGCGGGACCUGCCCGGUGCCUUGGAUGAGAAGGAACUCAUUGAGAAGAUGAACCUCUCUGCCAUCCAAGACCGAGAGAUCUGUUGCUAUUCCAUCUCCUGCAAAGAAAAGGACAACAUUGACAUCACCCUACAGUGGCUUAUCCAGCACUCGAAGUCCAGGCGAAGCUGAGGUCCCGUGGGCCUGGCUCAGAUUGGGAAGAUGCCAUUGUACAAGCCCAUGCCCCUCUCUCCUGCUCUGUCCCUCCAGCUCUCUCUCUAGAUGGGUAUUUUUAGGG